This is a messenger RNA of Ruditapes philippinarum (Manila clam), 1173 nucleotides long. RefSeq lists its product as uncharacterized. NCBI's taxonomy places the organism in Eukaryota, Metazoa, Mollusca, Bivalvia, Venerida, Veneridae. Bases 107 to 1096 code for a protein of 329 amino acids. The record is from RefSeq and is a predicted model, not a curated record. The transcript has 4 exons. Gene Ontology annotation, molecular function: oxidoreductase activity.
UUUAAUUAAAAUAAUAAUUAAAAAUGAAUACAUUGUUGUUUAUUGUAAAAUUUGUCAUUACAAAGUUGAAUUCCAACUGUAUCUGAUGCGUUAAACACAUUGAAAUAUGAAUUUUUCAGCUGCCUGUUUAAUUCUUGUACUUGUUGUAAAGCUGUCAUGCGUAGCAACAAUGAAAGAAGAUAUUAAGAACUGGACAGUUGAGAUUUUCCAGAAUGGCAAAAUUGUUUGUGCUGGUGUCCUUCUCAACAGAAAUUUUUUCCUGACUCUUGGGAAAUGUAUUGAUAAGAGGAAACUGGAUCAGUACAAAGUUACUAUUGGCGGUGGAAUAUUGCGGAAAAUUGAUAUAGUGCUAGAGGUAAUAAUCUAUAUUAACUUAUUAAUGUCCAAGAAAGGAAACUUAUCAAAUUAUACUACAAGUUUCAACCAAGUGAUUAAAAAAAUCAAAAAUAAGGAUGGUAAAGUAGAAGUUGAGACUGAAGGUGGGACAAAAUACGAAGCAGAUGAUGUCAUUGUUACUUUUAGUCUGGGGGUUUUGCAAUCAAGACAGGUCUCAUUUAAGCCAUCACUAUCGAAAGAAAAGAUGCUGGCCAUCGAUAAGUUCGGAUUUGGUGAAUAUACGAUUGCGUACUUUGAAUUUUCCGAUGCCUUUUGGGAUAACGUAUCCUCUUUAGUGUAUGCUCCAGCAAGACAUGGUGAAAACAGUAUCUGGUACAACAUGAACACAAUCUAUCCAGGAUGUAACAUACUACAGCUAGUUUUGAUGGGGUUUGAAGCAAAUGCAGCAAGUCAUAUGAAUGACAAUGAAGUUAAAGAAAGUGGAUUGGCUGCUUUGGCUGCCAUGUAUCCUCAGAUCAGUAUACCUAAACCAGACGCUUUUGUCAGAUCAGACUGGCUUACGAAUCCUCUCACAAAAGGAUCAUUUAGCUACUGGACGCCUGCUUUUAGACCAGAAGAUAUGAAAGAUCUUGGGAAAUCAGAGGGUAAUAUACACUUUGCAGGGGAGCACCUCGGCUUAAAAAGUCAUGCGUACUUACACAGUGCUUAUAAUUCUGGAAAAGACACAGCACAACGCCUCGCUAGAAGCGUGAGAGAUUAAAAAUAUAAGCUUAUAAAAAACAAUCUAUUACAACAAUAUUUUUUUCUGAUAAGAGAAUUACCGACAUCGAAAAUAAA